This is a messenger RNA of Schistosoma margrebowiei, 1538 nucleotides long. The record is from the annotation of a GenBank genome assembly. Lineage: Eukaryota; Metazoa; Platyhelminthes; Trematoda; Strigeidida; Schistosomatidae.
CGCAGCGUUUGUAGACUACGUUACUGUUGGUGAACUCGCUUAUUGGUUUUUCUGUUUCAUCUUGUUAUCCUUGACUUUGUGGUUUCUGAGUUGUUAUGAGAUGAAAUUGUUUAAGUUCAUGACAACAUACUCAUUGUUUGCAACUUAGAACACUGCACACUUUAAUCUGAGUUUUCAUCUGACAGAGUUGCCAAAUGUUCUCCUCAGAUUAUGAUGGUUGUGAGUCCGACAGUAGUUCAUCCAGGUAAUUUAUGACCAUCAAUCAUCAUUUGUGUCCUGUUAUUUCGUUAAAGUGAUUUGAGUUAUGACAACAGAAGUGUCAAUGCGAUUGAGAUCUCAAAAGCUAAAGCUAUGGAGUUUGAUGAAUUAAUGAACAAAGAACUUGAUUUAUUGAUCAGAAGCGUUCACCAAAAAGCAACGGAUUUGAAAACAGAAAAAAAGCAAAAUAAAAAUCUCAGAGUAAGAUUUAAAAAGGAUCAUGACAGUGAUGAUGAAUUUCCAGUAGAUAAAGAUCCACUUUGCGAUUAUGAAGAAGAUGAAGCUAAUGCUAAAUGGGUGCAAGAAAAUCUCCCUGGAGGGAAGAGCGAGAAAUCUGAUGCCAUCCUUAACUGUCCUGGAUGUAUGUCUGUGUUAUCUCUAGUUAGUCAUAGGCACCCACAUUUCAAGACACAGUAUUAUACAGAAUAUCCUAUCAAUUGUGUUGUGGACGAAACUCAAAUCAUAUCUCGAACGAUAUCAAAACCACAUAUUGCGAAAAAAUCUCCAGAGAACAAUUUGGAAUCAAACCGGAAUGUCAUGAAGGAAUAUCACCCGGUCACUUGUAAAGUAUGCGGUAAUUCAGUCGGAUGUAAGGAAAUCCAGACCAAUAUGAUCUACUUCAAUGACAUACUUGCAAGUCAUAGUUAACCGAAGGCAUUUUUUGCACAGGAUAAGUUGUAUGGCUACUUAAUAAUAUUAAGUAGCUUGUUCCGAGUAACAUCAAUUCAUGGACUAGGACUUUUUGUGAACAACUUUAUUUCAUUGUAUAUAAAUAAAUUGCUUUUUUUAUCUCGGAAAUUAAUAAAAUCUCGUGCAAAAGCACUUCAUAAUUGUUUUUCCUCUAGAAUACUUAAAACAAGAAUUUAGAAACUGUCAGCUUAUUCCAUUUCAUUAGUUUAGUCCUCUACCAUGUCAUGUAAUUCACAUUGAAGUCGAAUUGUUUGUUUUUCAUGAUGAUGAAAAUCUAAUAAGUUUUUUUUGCAUAAAAAAUAGGCGCUUUGAAAAUUUCAGGCCUCAAAAUAAUAGUUGUUGAUGUCGUGAAAUUUCUUACAAAUGUAGCAUCUGUCUACACGUAAACGUUAAAUUUAGAAUAUAAUUGUAAGCGAAGAUUAUUAUUUUCAUCUUAUCACAGCUAUUCGUGUGGGAAUCUGUUAUGGAUGUGAAAUUCCUAAAUGCAACUUAGAAUAAAAUUAAUAUAUACCUAAUAUGAAUUUUAUUUACAUUAAUUUAUUCAAUUUGAAUUCUGUUAAUGAACUUUCAAUUGCAUUUUUCACUAUGAU